AUGCUGACUGCUCCCCAGGUAUUAACUGUACCAGAAAUCUUAAUAGGGUUUACCAUGUUAGUGACAAAACAGCCGACAAGAGCAAUGACUCCUUUCCACUCUUUUAAUUUAUCCAUCAUUUUACGUUUAUAUCAGGCUAAAAUGCUGAUACUAAUUUGAAGCUUAUUAGUGUUGUAUAAUUUGAUUCCUAAGAUUGUAUCUAUUUUUUACAACUAUAAUACUUUAUAA
This is a messenger RNA of Blepharisma stoltei, 228 nucleotides long. Lineage: Eukaryota; Ciliophora; Heterotrichea; Heterotrichida; Blepharismidae. The record is from the annotation of a GenBank genome assembly.